Messenger RNA from Xenopus laevis (African clawed frog), 3809 nucleotides. It is a transcript of the gene ttll5.L, whose product is annotated as tubulin tyrosine ligase like 5 L homeolog. The coding region runs from base 130 to 3519 and encodes 1129 amino acids. Gene Ontology annotation, cellular component: cytoskeleton; ciliary basal body. Gene Ontology annotation, molecular function: ligase activity; tubulin-glutamic acid ligase activity; tubulin binding. The transcript has 31 exons. NCBI's taxonomy places the organism in Eukaryota, Metazoa, Chordata, Amphibia, Anura, Pipidae. The record is from RefSeq and is a predicted model, not a curated record. Gene Ontology annotation, biological process: microtubule cytoskeleton organization.
UACGUGGCGGAAAUGUUUCCGGCCAGCUGGCUUUAGCAGUAGCAAGCCGGCGGAAAUGACGCUUUAUGUGUGGGGACUAAUGCGGUUGCCUUAGUGACAGAGAAGCAUAAUCUAAAUGCUGAGAAGAAGAUGCCCGAAAUGUUGCCCCGUGGACAGCAGGACGAACUGAGCGAGGAAGAUGAUUCCAAAAAGGGUGAAUACUCUUGCAUCCUGUGGACUGGUGGUCCUCGAAAGGUUCCUAUUGUAAUGUUUCAUGCAGAAGGCGUUCUUCACAAAAAUCUGUCACUGCGUGCAGUAGGAGAGCGCUAUAGAUUAUCCUAUAAGAUAGUUCGCACAGACAGCCGCUUAGUCCGCAGCGUUCUUUCUGCCCAUGGAUUUCAGGAGGUUAAUGCCAACAGCAAUGACUUCAACAUUAUGUGGACUGGGUCCCAUAUAAAGCCUCACAUCAUGAGAAGCCUUACCAACUUUCAGAAAGUCAAUCACUUUCCCAGAUCCUAUGAGCUGACCCGCAAGGACAGACUGUACAAAAAUGUGCAGCGCAUGCAGCAAAAUCAUGGCUUUAAGAAUUUCCACCUGCUGCCAGAGACUUACCUACUACCUGCUGAAUAUCAGAAUUUCUGCAAUGCUUUUGCUAAAGAUCGUGGUCCUUGGAUAGUGAAGCCAGUUGCCUCAUCACGUGGCCGUGGAGUUUACUUGAUUAAUUCUCCAUCUCAUAUCAGUAUGGAGGAUAACAUUCUGGUGUCUCGGUAUAUUGGAAACCCCCUUCUUAUUGAUGGAUUUAAAUUCGAUGUUCGGCUGUAUGUGCUAAUCACUUCUUAUGACCCUUUAGUCAUUUAUCUAUAUGAAGAAGGACUUACCAGGUUUGCCACAGCAAAGUAUGAGAGAUCUGCCAAACAAAUAAAAAAUCAGUUUAUGCACCUAACUAACUACAGUGUGAACAAGAAGAGCAGGGACUAUGUGAGUUGUGAUGACCCAGACGUAGAAGAUUAUGGAAACAAAUGGAGCAUGAGUGCCAUGCUACGAUAUUUAAAACAGGAUGGGACAGACACAACGGCUCUUAUGGCACAGGUAGAAGAUCUAAUCAUUAAGACAAUCAUUUCUGGGGAGCUUCCUAUUGCAUCUGCAUGUAAAUCCUUGAUUAUCCACAGGGGAAACUGCUUUGAACUAUAUGGGUUUGAUGUGCUAUUUGAUGGGAAUAUGAAGCCCUGGUUACUGGAAGUGAACCUGUCUCCAUCAUUAGCUUGUGAUGCCCCAUUGGACUUGAAGGUGAAAGCCAGUAUGAUCUCGGACAUGUUUACCCUAGUUGGUGUAGAGUGUCAAGAUCCACAACAGAAGUUUGGACAUGCAAGUACUUCUUUCUAUGAUAAACGCACCCAGAAAUCCACACGCCAACGUCCACUCUCUGCUAGUGACAUAGACACUGGUUUGCAGGGGGGCAACAGAGAGAAACCUGUGAGACACACAAGCUGUUUACUAGGGCUCUCCAUAGAGGAGUUGAAGAUAUUGCGCCGAGUUCAAGAUGAGGAUGAAAGAAGAGGAGGGUUUGUUCGCAUUUUUCCAAGACAUAAUACAUGGCAACUUUAUGGGUCUUUCCUGGAAUAUAAAACUUCCCUGAAUUACAUGUUAGCAACGCAUCUCUUCCCAAACAGGGCUGCUGUGAAUGACCACUGUGGAAAGAACUGGGACACCAGGACGCAUGCAGCUCUGUAUGAACGAAAACUUGUAUCAUUGCAUCUUCGUAGGGCGCGGCACCGCGGGCUGACACGCAGGACAGGCUUACUGCAUGCUUCUCAGUGUACUGAUCAAGAACAGAGUAGCAAAGAACAAGAGGAGGAAGAGGAGGAGGAACAGGAUGAGAACCAUGAAGAAUUAGAGGUGGUGCAGGAAAAAGUCUUAACACCUCCAGACUCCACCAAAAUAGUCAUACCACCACCACCUCCUCGCAUCAGCCUCAUGGAUAUUCUCAAGAAAGGUGCUGACCUGAGUAAGGUCCAAGCACGAAAUGCAUUCUCCUGCUACCUGCAGCGGGUGAAGAGUCGUCUUCAAACUGAGCAAGAACCAGAGAGCGUUCAACCUAAGGAGGAGGAGCAAAUAGAAUUAGUGAUGCGAUUUCUGCAGCGGGCUGCUGCAAACUUGCAGCGUUCUCUGCCUUUGAGUCUCCCAGGACAUUCUGUCCCAUACCGUGAAAGGCGCAAGUUGCUGGCAAAACUGCUUGGAAAUUUUGUUGCUUUGUAUAAUCAGGAAACACAGCAGAUGCGGAGCAGUGAGGAGACACAAAGCAAUGAAGUUUGUGGAGUUAAUCCUGAUGAUUUUCAGGCAUUUGUAGCUGAUGCCAGUGAAAGUGAAUUGGAAGAGGUCCUCACCUUCUACACGCAAAAGAAUAAAUCUGCAAGUGUUUUUCUUGGGACCCCAAGCAAUGCAAACAGGAGAGAAACAGGAAAAACACAAGGUUCCCAGGACAGACUGACAUGUGAGAGAAGUGUAGUUAUGAGCUCGGCAUCUAGCCAUCCAUCAGUUGGCAAACCAGGAUAUUCUCAAGAGUGUAAUGUGCCUGACGUUCCCAUCAUGUGCACUAACUCAGCGGUCAAUGGGUUACCUGAAAAUUGCUUACAAAGGACCAGUACCACUCAUGUGCUUAGUAAUGGUGUGAGUUCAUGUUCUACUACUGCUGGAAGCAAUGGAAUGCAUUCAUCCCCUGCAAAACUUUCUGUUACCCCUGGUACAUGGGCCCAAACUGGUUCUCGCCCUCAGUCCAGCAGCCUGGGAACGUUUUCCUCCUUUCAAAGUGCAGCUCAAAUCUACAGCCAGAAACUAAGGCGCCCAAGCUCUACCCGUUCAGCCAGCAGUCAUCAGAGUGCAUUACGCUCUCGCUGUAGCUCAGCUGGAUUAGUAAAAGAGCUAGAAGUUCCAUACAAUGAAAGUGCAGUAGCAGCUUCUCUUCAGCGUCUGGCAGAGAGACAAUCGGGUCAGCAGUACUCCAGGCAACUUAGACUUCUUACACAGCAGUUAACCAGCAUGAAUAUAAAAGAUGGUGCUUUUGGAAGUGGAGGUUUUCGGCAUAGUUCUGCAAAGAGCUCCUGUGGAAGAGCUAUUCAUACAAACAGUGAAGCUGUAGAUUCAGGAACUAGAGAUAUACAAACAAGACGCUCUGCAUGGGCGAGCGAUCAAGAAAGUAACGCUUUCACCCUUACGUCAGAAGUCCCUCUUCAGCAUCAACCCCAUCAAAUGCAUAAAACAAACAAAGUACAGCGUCCCGACUCUGCUAGCAUCUCUCUGACCAACCAAACGUGCCCUCUUUUGCCCACCCCACCAGCCAAUCAAAAGCAGUCUGCAGCCAGACCUUUAUCUGCUACACGUAUAGUCAGGGUAGCACCAGUAGAUCGACAUGGGACCCCCACAUCUACAAUUGUCAGUGACUUUGGAACCCCGUCACAAGGUUCCGUGGAGGCCCCUCAAAUUAUAUUUGCCAGAGCAAGAGCUCCAGCUCCCAGAAUCGACAGUAAAGGGCAAAGAAAAUGAGACAGGCAGAUAUUUCCCAUGUGUUCCCAGAUUUUUGUAAUAGUUUGGUGUCUGCUUGUGUAUCACAGAUUAUAGAGGCGGCUAUGUGCUCUUGCAAGACUGUUUGAUUUUCUUUAAAUACUCAUAUGAGCAAUCUGUAAAAUUAUGAAAUCGAUUUGAAAUAUCUUACUUGCCAGCCUGAUCCUGUUUUCCACCAAUUGGAUGCUUAGGGACAGAGUAUAUGGACAUUCUUUUAAUUGUAUAUAUUUUUUUUAUUCAUCUCUGUACAUAAAGUAAAUUAUUUUCCCAAA